Triticum dicoccoides is the source of this 3234-nucleotide messenger RNA. RefSeq names its product ATP-dependent DNA helicase PIF1-like. The transcript has a single exon. Gene Ontology annotation, molecular function: DNA helicase activity. The record is from RefSeq and is a predicted model, not a curated record. Gene Ontology annotation, biological process: DNA repair; telomere maintenance. NCBI's taxonomy places the organism in Eukaryota, Viridiplantae, Streptophyta, Magnoliopsida, Poales, Poaceae. Bases 94 to 1665 code for a protein of 523 amino acids.
CCAGGCGACAUGCGUGAUCUAUGGGAUCGGCACUUCGAGCCUAUGUCAGAUGACUAUCAUUGAUCACGCACGUCCCCUGACGAGGUUGAACAGAUGGUGUUGCUUGACAUUAGGGGUAUGUUGCAGUCCAUGGGUAAAGACAUUGUUGAUUUCUCUCUUCCAAUCAUAGAUGAUGCGUUUGACCCAACAGAAGGCGAGGCAAGAGAGGUUAUCGAGGAAUCAACCGUUGAGUUUAAUGUGGAUGACACAAAAUUUGCAUCUUCACUGUACAUGGAGCAGAGGGCCGCAUACGAUGAGAUACUAGGGGCUGUUGAACGCGGUGACGGGGGUGUAUUCUUUGUUGAUGGCCCUGGAGGUACAUGGAAGACCUUCCUAUAUAGGGCGAUGCUUGCCACGGUGAGGAGCCAGAGCAAGAUUGGUAUCGCUACCGCGACGUCCGACAUCGCCGCUUCUAUCAUGCCUGGCGGCAGGACUGCCCACUCGAGGUUCAAGAUCCCAUUGAGUUGCGAUGAUGGAGCCUCGUGCAACUUCACCAAGCAGAGUGGGACCGCCAAGCUGCUACGGAUGGCCUCAUUGAUAAUAUGGGACGAGGCCAGCAUGACGAAGCGACAAGCAGUUGAGGCAUUGGACAAUAGCAUGCACGACAUCAUGGGAAUAUGCGACCGACCCUUUGGAGGAAAGACUGUUGUUUUUUGUGGGGACUUUAGGCAGGUUCUUCCGGUCGUCAGGAGAGGGUCGCGGGGCCAGAUAAUUGAUGCAACCCUGCGAAGUUCUCAUCUAUGGAAGGGUAUGCGGCAGCUUCGGCUCAUCACCAACAUGAGGGCUCAUAAUGACACGUGGUUUGCCGAUUACUUGCUAAGGGUCAGCAAUGGCACUGAGGAUGUCGAUGAUCAAGGCAACAUAGUACUCCCUGAAGAUAUUUGUCUGCUGUCUACUGGCGAGGUUGACGACCUGGAGAAGCUUAUUGACCAUGUAUUUCCAAGUCUAGACGACAAUAUGGCUGAUUCGAAAUACAUGACAUCUCGAGCAAUCCUUUCCACAACCAAUGACAAUGUAGACAAGAUAAACAUCCGCAUGAUAGAGUGUUUUCAUGGAGAUGAAGUAAUCUACCAUAGCUUUGACAGUGCGGAGGAUGACCCAUAUGGCUACUAUGCUCAGGAGUUUCUGAAUGGAUCGACCCCUAAUGGUCUUCCUCCGCAUGCUCUCAAACUAAAGCUGAACUGCCCUGUCAUACUUCUAAGGAACAUUGAUCCAGCUAAUGGACUGUGUAAUGGCACUAGGCUUGUUGUUAGAGGUUUUGAGAAGAACACCAUUGAUGCAGAAAUCGUGAUUGGACAACACGCUGGCAGGAGGGUCUUCCUUCCUCGAAUACCUCUCUACCCAUUUGAAAAUGACAUGUUUCCGUUCAAGUUUAAGAGGAAGCAAUUUCCUAUAAGGCUUAGCUUUGCUAUGACCAUUAAUAAGGCUCAAGGGCAGACCAUCCCGAUUGUUGGUGUCUACCUACCCAAUCCCGUGUUCUCACAUGGUCAGCUCUAUGUUGCUUUGUCUCGAGCCACCGCGAAGAGAAACAUAAAGAUACUCAUUCAGAUGGAGAAGCCAAAGGUAAGACCAACAAGCAAAAGGACAAUCCAAAGAAGCGCAAAAGAACGACCGUGUCCUUACUGACCUCGAUGAAGAACUCGUCUACAAGGAAGUCCUUACAGGCUGAAGACCGAUUUUAAUAGCAAGGCAGGUUUUGUAAUGACAGGUUGAUUACUCUUGCGAUUGUCAAGACAUGUUGUAAUUCGUUUUUUUACCACUAUCUUUUUAUCCGUUAUUUUGAUAGCUGGAUGUCUACUCGAUCAACUUGAGCUACGCACUGCAGUUCAAUAAUCAGCCGUCGUAUUGGCACCAUCAUCGUUGUUAUGGUUUUUCUACUAUCGUUGUUUUUAUUGCAAAAUGCGCAUGCUGAUAGCAGCGUAGUUUUUUGUGUGUAAUCUGUGAUCCAGAUCUAAUGAUUGGCCUGCUAAAUACCUUGGACAUGCAAUGAACUUUUUGAAUUUAGGCAAGUUAUCAUACCCGUUCUUAUUUAUUUAUUUUGUGCGUCCUUAUUAUAUACCUAUUAUUCUGAUAUGUCACAACUAAAAGAUUCAGAUUUUGUGCAUCAGAUCAGUUUGUGCAACUUUUGAAAUUAUAUUUUGCAUAUGUACUUUUAAUAAAUAAUAAACUGCAUGUAAUGCGUACUUGCGAAUAAGUUUAAUAAGGACGCACGACUAUGUACAUUGUGAAAAUGCACAUGUCUGUUCGCUUAAGUGUGUAAUAUUUGGCAAAAGUUAUAUUACUUGUACUUUCACGCAGCUAUACUGGUUAUUUAACAGUUCAAUUCAAAUUACAUAUUAUAUUUUGCAAUUGGUUCAUUUAACUUUAUGAGUUUACUGCGGAUCUGAAAGAGUUCUAAACUUAAAAUGCGUACAAGGCUGCAUUAAUCUAGGACAUGGUUAUUUUUGGUCCAGGGAGGAAGCAUCGUUUCAUGGAUUUCUGGUCCAUGAGAACUUGUGUUAGGCUGAUAUCAAGCAUCGUGUGUUAUGGUGCCUUAGCGGGACAACAAGCAUUCCACUAAGAUGUCUGGUUGGUCUGAGGGUGGUCGACUUAUAGUUGCACCCAGCCAAUACGAUUUGCUGUGCUGGCAUCAAAUAAUUAAAUGUGAAUCAAAAUGUGUAUCCUUUUAUAGGUGCCAUGUAAUACUAGGAUUCUCUUAUAUAUAGAGCUCAUUAUAUAUAGAGCUCCUAUCCAUGCUAAACCGAGAGCAUUUGCCUAAUAACGUUGCUACUAAUGCAUACGCAUAAAUAGACGUGCUCUACUAUUGUUUCGAGUGUUGUACGUAUGUGUGUCAUUAAGACAGCCGUGAUGAAAAAGAAUAAACAAUAUUCUCCCGUAGUGCAAUUAUAUUAUUUGAUAUAGAUGAUUAUUGUAAAAUUAUGUGUUAGGCAUGAUAUAUGUGAAAACACAAAAAUUGUCUAUUGUCCCAUAGUUACGCACGGGCAUUUACCUAUAUCAUAAUUUUAUAUAUCAUCAAGGUAAUGGAAAAUUAAAAUAUAAUGUAAUUAAUCAAUAUAUUAAUGUGAAUAUCAGAAAGGUUAAUAAAUAUCCAUAAAGAGGAAACUAUGUUUUCAAAGGCUAGUGAUAAUCAGAUGCGUUUUCAUAGGCAAGUGAUCAUAAUGAAUAUCAAAAUGAAGACCACUAAACGAUUUUGAU